Trematosphaeria pertusa is the source of this 2632-nucleotide messenger RNA. Its product is annotated as SET domain-containing protein. Bases 356 to 2572 code for a protein of 738 amino acids. NCBI's taxonomy places the organism in Eukaryota, Fungi, Ascomycota, Dothideomycetes, Pleosporales, Trematosphaeriaceae. The record is from RefSeq and is a predicted model, not a curated record. The transcript is spliced from 4 exons. Gene Ontology annotation, molecular function: protein binding.
CUUCGCUAUAGGGCCACGGUAAUCCAAUCAAGCGUCGCAUUAAUCUAAUUUCCACGCGCGGAAUAUAUUGCACCCAGGCAUCAUUUAGCCGCAUGGUCGAGGCCACCUGGACAGAACGGCAUCAGUCAACCCACAAAACCUCAAGACCGCGCAACCCACGGCUGAAUUACUGUACUCACAUGCAAGCUUCGUCAUCGCUGUUCGUGUUAUCCUUUGACUGCAUCCUCGCCGCGCCGUACCCGCCCUAGCCGAUUUUGUCGCCAACCUGACCCCUGUCACGCGUCCGAUCGAUCGUCUUACUUGGUAGGCACUAUCGACAUCACGUUGCGGUGUCGAGAAGAAAAACACCGCCAAUAUGAUUGUGCCCAAGAAUUUUCGGAAUACAUACGAGGAAUCUCCAGAGCGGCUCAAGGACAUUGUCAAGGAUGGCGAGGAGAACGGGCAACAUCCGAAGUCAAAGCCGUCACGAGAUACUCUUGUCAAGAAUCAUGAACGACACUUACAGCUACUAGCCGAAGGAAAUGUACCGGUUCGCAAUAUGAUCCUACCCCUGCCGUAUCCUCCUUCUCGGGCUUCCAUUCAGAAUAAUACCCACCACAAGGUUCAUCUCGAUGACCUCCGAAUCGAGAGGAGAGAUACGAAUGCAGUCUUACUCCUCCGAACCAUCACGUCUCCGUAUGUCUAUUCCUCCACGGUUACUGUUGCGGAAGACGAAAAUGGCGAUGUGACACGACUCACGAUAUGCAACCUCGAAGAUAACUCCGUAGACCCUAUUGUUGCCGAGGGCUUCCUUCUUGCUGUCAAGCAGCCAUGCUGGAGCAGGCUCGUUGACGGCGGCUACCAUAUCCGCGUAGACCAUCCUUCCGAUCUAGUUAUUCUGAAGAAGGAUGAAGAUACCGUCCCGGACGCGUGGAGACAGCCUGAACCUGUCGAUGCUAAUAAGGACGCUUCCCAGUGGAAGAAAGAAGGAGACAUGAUGUUCCUGAAGAAACGCUUCCGGAAGGCGCUUGAGCUUUACGACCGCGGACUAGCGUGGCUGUCGGCGAAUCCAGACCCAGUCUCCGAGAUAGAUCUUUACCGGAAGCGAUGUGGCGUCAACAUUGUGCUGCUACGUCUGGACGAUGCGGCUAACGACCUUUCACGAGCAAUCUCCGUCCACGCAGUUUCGACCACUUCGCUAUCAUCUUCUCAGCUCGUCAACGCUUCAACAGUAGAAUCCUGGCUCCACAAUCACAGCACCGAAGAUCCGCUGGAGAUAUCUUCCAACAUUCCUCGGGCCUUGAAAGAACUGGCCGCCAGGAUCAAAUUUGAUCUCGGCAUCUAUCAGACCAACGCAGAAUACAACCUCCCGCUCAUAUCAUCCUAUGUCGGGCCGCUGACACUCCACGUCGAUGCUGCUAAUUACACCUGCGAUACCGAGGUCCGGCAGACUACCUCUCAUGGUCGCGGACUCUUCGCUAAGCGAGCUUUCAAGUCUGGCGAGCUCGUUGCUGCGGAGAAGGCUUUUGUGCUGCCGGGAUACUUCAUCCAGGACAGAAGCAGUGACUGCCUGCUAUAUAGCUUGGGAGAUGAAACAGCAUCCCCGAGGCCCGGCGCGUUAUUAUUCAAAGAGCUAGUGCAGAAGCUGAAUUGGAAUCCGAGUUUGAGGAAGGAGUACUUCGAUCUGGACGACGGAGGCUAUUGGAAGACGAAUGGCUGGGAGGUUCCUGAAGGAGAGGAUAUUCCUGUCGAUGUCUUCCGCGUCGAGCUCAUUCGCCGCUACAACUGUUUCUCCGUACCCACGCGCUCUUCCGACCUGCUCCACCAAGCACCCAAUUCCAACCCCGAAAUGCGAAAUGGCUUCUGGAACCACGCUUCCUACGUCAACCACUGCUGCACGCCAAAUGCGGUCCGGACGUUCAUCGGGGACAUACACUUCCUCCGCGCAAGCCGUGACAUCGAAGCCGGCGAAGAGAUCACGAACCAAUACGUCUCACCGGACGUGGAUAUCGCCGAUCGACAGGAGAAGUACCGCUCGACCUGGAUGUUUGAGUGUGACUGCGAGUUAUGCGUCGUGGACGAUAGCGUCAGCGAGGAAGUCCGACGAGAGCGGAUCAGGAUGUUCGAAGAGCUGAAGGCUAUGGUCAUGAGGCUGGGAGAAAAGGGCACGACUGUAACGUCCAUCAAGAAGAUCGCCCGGGGACUAAGGGAACUCGAAGCUCUCUACACGCCGACCAAGGCAGGUGAGCCAGAUCCAUACACCCAUCUGCCCCGCCUGGCGCUCGUCCACCCGACCCUUUUCCUCACCGAAGCUUGGCGCUCCGUCAAGAACGUGGACAAGACCAUCGAAUACGCGCUCAAGCUCCUUCGAAACUUCGGCAUCAUUGCAAGAGCAGAAGGAGGCGAGUUCACGAUCACAAACAACGCGGGUCUGGUCAAUGUCGAAGCAGCACGAGCACUACGAUACCUUGCCGAGGGCUACACCACAAAGGGAGAAGCAGAGCUGGCGAAACAAUGCAUGGCACUGGCAAGGACGUGGUACGUCAUCAUCACCGGCGCAGAGGUAGGCAUUGAAGAAUUUUUCAGGUCAUAGAAUCCAGGAGGUAAAAAGCUAAUCGCAAUUCAUUCAUCAUUAUCUAAAAAGCAAAAAGUU